Notothenia coriiceps (black rockcod) is the source of this 1824-nucleotide messenger RNA. RefSeq names its product suppressor of cytokine signaling 1-like. Gene Ontology annotation, molecular function: 1-phosphatidylinositol-3-kinase regulator activity. Gene Ontology annotation, biological process: phosphatidylinositol phosphate biosynthetic process; intracellular signal transduction. The record is from RefSeq and is a predicted model, not a curated record. The transcript is spliced from 2 exons. The coding region runs from base 332 to 1024 and encodes 230 amino acids. Gene Ontology annotation, cellular component: phosphatidylinositol 3-kinase complex. Lineage: Eukaryota; Metazoa; Chordata; Actinopteri; Perciformes; Nototheniidae.
CUGUGUAGCUGUUCAGGGAAACAAGAGGGGGAGCUACGGCUUUAUAAAGUCAAGAACUGUUUAUCACCGGCACACACACGAGAGUAGUUUGUGGAGUGGAGAUCACAGACAGCAGAUCCAUAAAGUUAGAGCUGUAAAACUGUGUUUUACUCACAACUCCACGCUGCGCCACGGAUUACCAGCAGGAGAUAAACGGAUUGCAUCUCAGUGCACUUUGGGAUUACAGACACACACAUACCGAUCACUAAACAGCUGCUGUUGUUAGCAUAAAACGGAUGUCAGUGAGGUGUUCAGAGAUGGGAGAGGGUCUGGGGCCACUCUCCCCUGUAGGAUGGUAGCCAACAGCACAGUGGAAGGCCUUGACAAGACCAGGUUGUCUAGCUCAUCCUCAUCGUCAUCGUCAACCUCAUCCUGUUCUUCAUCAUCGUCCCUGUCAUUACCGCUGGCUAGGAACGACCUCUCUCUCAACCCUCAGCGAACAGAGUCAGAGCUUCAGCGUCGGGACGAUCCCAGCCCGAGGUCGGUGUCGGUCCCCUCGGUGUACCUCACACACUUCCCCACAUUCUCUUGUAAGGAGGACUGCAAGAUCAUUACGGACACAGCAGCCAAGCUCGAACACAGCGCCUUCUACUGGGGUCCUCUGGGAGUGGAGGACGCCCAUCGCAUGCUGAGGGACGCUCCUCUGGGAAGCUUCCUCAUCCGUGACAGCCGGCAGAAAGACGUCUUCUUCACGCUGUCCUACCACGGCAGCAGCGGGCCGGUCAGCGUGCGCAUCGACUACAAGCAGCGGAAGUUCUCACUGGCGGGCAACGAGCGCUCCUUCCCGUCGCUCUUCGCCCUCUUGGAGCAUUACAUCAAUUCUCCCAAGAAGAGCCUUAGCGUCCCGUACAGGAAAUGGAAGCCGACGCUGCAGGAGCUGUGCAGGAAGCGCAUCAUGGAGCUGUGUGGGGGGGGGCAGGUGUCCGAGCUGCCACUCACACAUGUUGUCCAAGGCUUCCUCAUGGAAUUCCCUUACAAACUGUGACCAGAUUGCCUCUCAAAGUUUUGAUUGUAUUAUUAUUCAUUUCAAGAAGGACCUUUUUACUGAUGAACAGUAAUCCGGAGGAGUGUUUGGUAAAGACUGCUCAUAAUGCGAUGGACGUUAAGACUGCGUUGUCAUGGUCACACAUGAAAGUAUGUCCAUUACCUGGGCUUAAAAACUGCAAAAUGGUUCACAAGAGACAUCAUGACCACAGUCAAGUAAAGGCUGUCUAUAAUAGGACAGAGCUUGGCAUUUCAACACACAUUACCUCCAGAGACUCUUAUUGCACACGGAGAGAUCACAUUCUGUUCUCACGGAAGUAUAACAAGUUGGGAAAAGCGGCAUUAAGAAACAGACACAAUAGAGCUAUAAAUGAAGAAGUGGGGUCAAAUGUGAAUGUUCUAUUGCAAACUAUAGGGUCUGUUGUCGCCUGUUUGUGGCCACCAGUCGCACACAAAUAUCUAAAAGUGGAUUGUGGGUGGACAUUGAGAGCAUCAACACAAAAUACUUUUUGGAGGGUACGGUUAAAAGAUUCACAGGAAGAAGAAUUGACUUCUGUAGCAGACUUUAAUACUCUAAUGUUGUUGAAUGUUUACAUCACACAUGAAUGUUUGCCAGCACUUAGGGCUUGAAUACCAUUUGAUAUCUGAAAUAUUAUCGAGGAUGUCAGAUGGUAUUGGUGUCACGAGUUCUGGUGUGAAGUUGUACUGUAUUGCAGACGCACAUCACCUCUUAUUCAAACGUAUCUGCCAGACAGAUAAUCUUUUUAAUGUUUUUAUUAUAUUUUGAAUAAAACUUAUUUA